Penaeus monodon (black tiger shrimp) is the source of this 712-nucleotide messenger RNA. RefSeq lists its product as uncharacterized. NCBI's taxonomy places the organism in Eukaryota, Metazoa, Arthropoda, Malacostraca, Decapoda, Penaeidae. The record is from RefSeq and is a predicted model, not a curated record.
GAAUGCUCUCUAUCAAGAAAUGGAGAGACGCGACGCCCUUCUUCUCAACGCUACGCUCAGCAAUGCGUCCCUAUUCCUGGCUAAUGACUUCGAUGACGCUUGGAUGAGUGGAUUUGUAAACGAAAACUUGACUCUAAACCACAAUGACACUUCGGGGUCAAGUGUACCUUCGGAAAGUGUUAAAGUCAGGGUCAUGAUUCAACCUGACUGGGAAGUCGUGGAAGGGACGUUCGAACACUUUAAGGACGAGAACUUCGAAGCACUUUUAAUCGCUGUCGGUGUUCCCUAUUUUGUGAGGAACAUGAUCAUCGGAACGACUCCUACAGUGCAGAUUGAACACUUUGAGAAAGGAGACGAUUACUAUUACGAUAUUGAAGGCGACUACAUAGCAGACGAGGACCAAGCUGGCGGCGACAUCCCAGAGCCCGGAUAUCAGCUGGUCAUCACGACGUCGACGUGGAUGCGAACAGCUGAGGAGAGGGUUUGUCCUGGAUACUCCUUCCUUAAGACGGAUUACGAUGGGUCUCCUUCCAAGAACACUUAUAAGUUCGUGGGUCCGAGAGUUUUAUUGCAUAGGAAGGAGAAGGAGAACAUGAACACGGAUAUUAUUCGCAAAUUCGAUGAAACCAUAUUCAGCAAAGAAGCUAAUAUGAUUGCGAAGAGACACUUCAAGCGCGUUUAGACCUAUAACAUUCCCUUAGUUUCUGCCCCU